Messenger RNA from Xiphophorus hellerii (green swordtail), 1085 nucleotides. It is a transcript of the gene ttc9c, whose product is annotated as tetratricopeptide repeat domain 9C. Gene Ontology annotation, molecular function: protein binding. The record is from RefSeq and is a predicted model, not a curated record. Lineage: Eukaryota; Metazoa; Chordata; Actinopteri; Cyprinodontiformes; Poeciliidae.
AACCAGCAGCACAGCAGAGAUGGAGGCUUUUGGAGCAGACGAUAGUCCUGAUGUGCAGGGAGCAGUGGCAGUAGAAGCGGGUCCUGCUGGACGCAGUGAGACUUCUGCCAAGCCCGUUUCAGUUUUGCUGGAAGAAGCAGUCCAGUUCAAAACUAAAGGAAAUACUUUCUACAAGCAGAAAAACAUUCGCUCUGCCAUUGGUCAUUACCACCGUGCCCUGCUGGUGCUCCGGGGCCUCGACUCCACUGUGAUGGCACCAGUGAAAGGGUUUGGACCUGAGAAACCUCCUCUCACACUGGAACAGGAGACUUUGCUUAGAAACACACAAGUUGACUGCUACAACAACCUAGCUGCCUGUUUGCUGCAGAAACAGAAGGUGGAUUCCACUCGGGUCCUGGAGUACAGCCUGCGGGUGCUGCAGUGGCAGCCAGGCAACGUCAAGGCGCUGUACCGGGCGGGGGUGGCCACUCUGGAGAUGGGAGACGCACAGACAGCCAAACAAUACCUCACCCAGGUCUGCAAAGAGCAACCAAAUGAUGCUAAUGUGAGGAAGCACCUGCAGAGGGCAGAGGAGAAGCUAAACCAGAGCUACAGAAAGAGAGAGGCCAUGUAUCAGGGCAUGUUCUCCUCCGGCUCAAAGGACGGCACAGUGGAGAGAGUUAACCCGCCAAACAGAGCAGGUGAUGGAGUUUAGAUGGACUCUGUGCCAAACGAAACCUCAACCUCAGACAGGCUGGACCACCUGAGGGGAAAAUACACCUGUUGAACCGUAAUGUUGACAGGUUGUUGAGUUUGAAGGAGGAAUAGGAAUGUAAAGGCUUCUGCAGAUUACAGACCGCUGGGAAGCAGUGAGCAGGACAGUAAACAUGUCAUGGCUGAAAAUAGAAAGAAGAGGACAGAAGAGUUAGUUUCCUAGCAACAUGAAAAUGAAGAAAGUCAAGUAAUCUGUGCUCUUGAACAUCAAAGUGACUCUUUAUGCACUACCAAAAUGCCUCUAUGAUUGUCUAGUAAUAGGAAUGUUGGAAAUGUUUUAUUUAAAAAUCUAGUUUGUUUUAUUUCAAAUAAAAUGCACAUAUUUUAGACAC